Xiphophorus couchianus (Monterrey platyfish) is the source of this 550-nucleotide messenger RNA. It is a transcript of the gene polr3k, whose product is annotated as polymerase (RNA) III (DNA directed) polypeptide K. The record is from RefSeq and is a predicted model, not a curated record. Lineage: Eukaryota; Metazoa; Chordata; Actinopteri; Cyprinodontiformes; Poeciliidae. The transcript is spliced from 3 exons. Gene Ontology annotation, cellular component: RNA polymerase III complex. Bases 128 to 454 code for a protein of 108 amino acids. Gene Ontology annotation, biological process: DNA-templated transcription; termination of RNA polymerase III transcription. Gene Ontology annotation, molecular function: zinc ion binding; nucleic acid binding.
CUCAGUGUUUCCUAUCGACUAGUUUUAUUUGUUGCACUUCCGCUAUGAAAAGCAGCAGACAGGUAGCACCAAAUGGUCUAAACGACUUGAUUUCUCUUUAAAUUGACUCUUUUUGUGUCAUGUCAGCAUGCUACUGUUUUGCCCCACAUGUGGGAAUGUUUUAAUCGUCGAAGAAGGACAAAGAUGUAUGAGAUUCGCUUGUAACACUUGUCCAUAUGUACACAACAUCACCAGAAAGGUAAAUAACAGAAAGUAUCCCAAGCUAAAAGAGGUGGAUGAUGUCCUUGGUGGCGCUGCAGCGUGGGAGAACGUGGAUUCAACUGCAGAAAAGUGUCCAAAGUGUGAGCAUCCCCGGGCUUAUUUCAUGCAGAUCCAGACCAGAUCAGCAGACGAGCCGAUGACAACUUUCUACAAAUGCUGCAACGCACAGUGUGGACAUAGAUGGAGAGAUUGACGGCUGUGUAAUGCAAAAAGUUCAACUUAUUUUCAGAUUCCGCUUUGUCUUUUGAAAAAUUACCUUUCCCCAAAAAUAAAUGUCAUUUAUGCAACA